AUGUCCUUUUCACCAGCAAUCCGAGUUGCAAGGUCAGCUGCGCAGAGGUCGACCUCUCUGCUGCGAGCCAUUCAGUACGGUCACCCUCCAAACUGUCCCUGCCAUUCGAAUCCCAACUUUCACCAUGCUCCAUCAGUAUUCGGUGAAGCCAAGAGACGAUUGGCCACCCCGAUCGACUAUUCGCGGACAAAGGAAUAUGCCUUCGAGAUGGCGGCAUCGUCAAUUCGCUUUGGGCCAGGCUGUACAAAAGAGGUGGGCAUGGACAUGAAAAACCUGGGGGCCAAGCGGGUGUGCGUGGUGACGGAUGCGAACGUGUCCAAGUUGAAUGCAAUGAAGCAGGUGAUUGAGGGACUCAACGCGGAGGGAAUCGAGUUCACCGUGUACGACAAGUGCCGUGUGGAACCCAAAGACAGCUCUGUAAAGGACGCAAUCGCCUUUGCCAAACCAUACCAACCAGAUGCGUUCCUGGCUGUGGGAGGUGGCUCGGUCAUUGAUACGGCCAAGCUGAUGAACCUGUAUACUUGCUAUCCUGAAGCAGACUUCUUGGACUUUGUCAAUGCUCCGCUAGGAAAGGGCCUGCCUAUUACGAAGAAGCUCAAGCCUCUUGUUGCUGUGCCCACCACAGCCGGUACAGGCUCAGAGACCACGGGCACCGCCAUCUUCGACCUGGUAGAGAAGCGAGCGAAGACCGGCGUUGCGCACAGAAAUCUCAAGCCAACGCUGGGCAUUUGCGACCCGCUGAACACCCGAACGAUGCCAUCUGCCGUGCAUGCUUCGUCAGGUCUGGAUGUGCUCUGCCACUCGCUCGAGUCUUGGACUGCCAUCCCGUACCACGAGAGAUCUCCCAGGCCCACAAACCCGAUUAACCGACCGGCUUACCAAGGUGCGAACCCCAUUUCCGACAUCUUCUCCUUGAAGGCUUUACAAUCCACGGUGAAAUACCUACCGCGAGCCACCAAGGACCCAGAGGACUACGAGGCUCAAAGCGAGAUGUUGCUCGCAGCUACCCUUGCCGGCGUCGGCUUCGGCAACGCAGGCGUCCAUCUCUGCCACGGCAUGAGCUAUCCCAUCAGCGGCCAGAACCCCGGCUACAAGCAUUCAGGAUACCAGAUCGACACACCCAUCAUACCCCAUGGUGUAAGUGUUGCUGUGACGGCGCCAGCUGUGUUCAAAUUUACUGGGCCCAGCAACCCUGACCGUCACCUGGCAGCCGCCGAGUGCUUUGGGAAGGACAUCUCCAACGCCAAAAAGGAAAGCGCGGGAGAAAUCCUCAGCGAAGCGCUCGCUGAGUUCCUCAUCAAGCUUGGAGAUCAGCCUCGAGGAUUGAAACCCCUGGGUUUCACGAAGGAGAGCAUUGAUGAUCUGGUUGAGGGCACUCUCCCCCAGAAACGGGUUCUGAUGCUGGCACCAAGUCUGAGCGAGGAGAUCAACCAGGAACGAGAACAGCUGCGAGGCUUGUUCGAGGAGGCUCUGGAGUACUAG
Messenger RNA from Exophiala spinifera, 1482 nucleotides. RefSeq lists its product as uncharacterized. The coding region runs from base 1 to 1482 and encodes 493 amino acids. The record is from RefSeq and is a predicted model, not a curated record. NCBI's taxonomy places the organism in Eukaryota, Fungi, Ascomycota, Eurotiomycetes, Chaetothyriales, Herpotrichiellaceae. Gene Ontology annotation, molecular function: metal ion binding; alcohol dehydrogenase (NAD+) activity. The transcript has a single exon. Gene Ontology annotation, cellular component: mitochondrion.